Oikopleura dioica is the source of this 696-nucleotide messenger RNA. The record is from the annotation of a GenBank genome assembly. NCBI's taxonomy places the organism in Eukaryota, Metazoa, Chordata, Appendicularia, Copelata, Oikopleuridae.
AUGUAUCGAGCAACUGUGGGAACGGGCAAGACGUUACUCGGUACUUUGCCUUUUACAGCUCAAAUGAUUUACGAUGGUUAUCUCCAAAAGUACAAAUGUGAGAAGAACAGUAAAUUGACGGAAGUGGAGAACUUCAUGCGCUGUGAGAAUUUUCUCCAUGGAGUAGUUGAAAUUCCAGAAAUUGCAAAAAGCGAGCGAAUCUACCGUCACGAAGCUGGUCAUCUUCUCAUUAUACUCCUUCAUUUUGAGUCUCUUUCCGUCUUUCCAGCCCUCGUCUCUUUCCAAAAACGCGCAGAUCUAAAGCUCAACGCUUACAUAAAAGUCGUCGAUCUCCCAGAAACGGGCAAGAAGACCUCGACUUCUGACGAAGAAAAGUUCAAGAGCUGGAUUUUAUAUUCCGUCGCUGGGAAAGCCGCGGAAGCAGUAUUCAAUGGAACUGAAGGAACAACAGUUUAUUCCUUAUUGAAAAGGCUCCAGGAAAAAACGAAUUCACGUGACCUGCAAAUUGCUCGAAUGUACGCAUCAAAGCUCUCCGACGACGAAACGAAGCAAGAAGAAAUCAUCGCUGCCAGUUUUUAUCAAGCAAUAAAAGAAAUCAAGGCGAACGAAAGAAAAUACGAAGUCAUCUUGGAAGCUAUAAAGAAAAACAGCUUCAUCACAGCAUCUGAAAUUUUCAAAUUAUUCGAAGAGCUUUAA